This is a messenger RNA of Oikopleura dioica, 897 nucleotides long. NCBI's taxonomy places the organism in Eukaryota, Metazoa, Chordata, Appendicularia, Copelata, Oikopleuridae. The record is from the annotation of a GenBank genome assembly.
AUGAACAGACCCCAAGAAGCGGAUAAUUUAUGGUGGGAAAGUUUUGCCACGGAGUUUUUUGACGACGACGCGAGAUUGACCAUCACGGCUUAUUUUGACGAAGGCUUGAAGAGCUUCUCUAUCGGGAGACGGCUCAUCCCGAGAUACUUCAGAACCUGGUUCGAAGAUGGAGUCACCGACUGUUACAUGGUCCCGAGAAUGGCGAAAGAGACGUUUAUGGGAAAUGUGAUCAUGAUAGAAUGCGAUAUGGCCAGCCAAAUUGCGACGCAUACGAAGCCGACAUAUUGUGUGAUACAGUCAGAUGGCAGAUUGACGGUCGAGUUUAACUUGGAAGACAAUAUGAGGAUCAAAAGCUGGAACUUUUACAUUCGAGCUGCUCACGAACUGGUUCCAAAAGGAUACAACCCGAUGGAUGGUCAGCAGCAAAUGCAAGAAUUUGGUCGACCCGUAUCUCGUGGCGGAAUUUCUUCGGCGACCUUAAAUUUUCUCAAACUCUGUUCGAUCAUGGAGCCAAUGCAGGAACUCUUCUCCUUCCACAAGACAUUUCGAAUGGAGCCAAGAGAGUGUCUGAAAAACUGCCUCUUUCAAAAGUGGUCGCGGAUCAUGCAGCCGACAGAUGGAGGACCUCGAGAAGGAGCAAGACCAAGGGGUAAAAAACGAUCGAGAAAACCGGGUGCAAACAGUCGCAGCAAGCCAAGAACUCCAGCAAGUGAGAUUCUGGUGGCUGGGGAACCAACGAUAAUGGGCGGAGAAACUCAGGAAGAUGAAAGACCGAUUACGAGGAUAGAAAAUGGAGAGUCUGACCAAAUUGAUUCAAAAGUCGAAAUACCGCCAGUUUCUGACGGAAUGGACCUCAAUCUUCAAAUUGGAACAAUAAAAUCCGAAAUAGAAAACUGA